AUGUCGGACUCGCAGCCAGGCACAGCGGGAAGCCCGCACCUCUUCCACCACUCGGACGAGGGCGAGCGCCAGAAGCCCACCACGUCGGCCAGCCAUGCCGGCGAUACCGAGACCAACCCGACCGUCUCGGCGACCGGGAUGCCCCGCAUCAUCCCGCGCCACGCCGACGAACGAGGCGCCAAGGAGCAGGACGAAAAGGACGCAGAGGAGGGCUCGGCCCCUUCCGAGCUUGGCUUCGAGUCCGGCUCGCGCCACGGUGACGCCAAUGGGUCCGACGCGGAAGGCGACGACGACGACGAGACCACGGCCCUGUCCCGCACCAACGAUCCGCACUACGCGCCCUCUGGCUCCCUGACCAUCGCCGCGCUCUCGCCGUCCUCGGCCAUCCCGUUCAAGAGGCGGUUAGCGCUCCUCACCUCUUCGCUCUUCAUCAACCUCGGCCUUCCCUUUAUCAACGGCGUCAUGCUCGGCUUUGGCGAAAUCUUUGCCCGCGUCGUCCUGGCACCCGCCCUCGGCAUCACCGGCGUAGGGUGGAACGGCACCACCGACCGCGCCCGCGUCGUCUCGAACCCGUUCUCGAGGAGGCAGACGAGCAGCCUCGACGCCGUCACCGCCGGUGGCGAUCGCACCCGGUCCGGCCAGGCCAGAUGGACGAGCGGCGGCGCGUGGAGCCAGGGCGCGUCUGGUACCAUCGACGACAUCGACGAGGAGAUCAAGGAGCGCACCGAGGAGAGGGGCGAGGAGCUCUAUCUGUAG
This is a messenger RNA of Pseudozyma flocculosa PF-1, 756 nucleotides long. RefSeq lists its product as uncharacterized. Gene Ontology annotation, cellular component: mitochondrial outer membrane. Gene Ontology annotation, biological process: protein insertion into mitochondrial outer membrane; mitochondrial outer membrane translocase complex assembly. The coding region runs from base 1 to 756 and encodes 251 amino acids. The transcript has a single exon. NCBI's taxonomy places the organism in Eukaryota, Fungi, Basidiomycota, Ustilaginomycetes, Ustilaginales, Ustilaginaceae. The record is from RefSeq and is a predicted model, not a curated record.